AUGACUCAUGGUAAAAAGCAUUCCAAUUAUUAGUAAUUGUCAGUGGACCAAGUGAUUUCAAUCUAGAGACUAUAGCCAUAAAUAACAAUGGAAUUUGGUUAAAUCGAGUAGUGUUACCGAAAAUUAAAGAUAAAGAAAUAAGCAUAAAAUUUGUUUACAUUAAAUGUUGCUAAUAGAAUACAUAUAUGAUAGAUAGUAAAUAUUCUGACAAAAUUAGUCAAUCAAAAUUUAUGGGGCUUUGGAGAAUCAUUAUAUGGACAAUUAGCAGAAAGGGUUUCAUCUAUUAAAACACCAAUCAAUUUAUCAUAGUUAAUGAAUGUUUAGUUUUUAAAAAUAGAUGGAGGAAAUGAUUUUGUUAUUGCUUAUACUACAACAAAGUAAUUAUAUAUUUGGGGAAAUAUUCCAGGAUUGAAAUUUACAUAAUUAUUAAAAACAGAAAAGAUUUCAUAUUCUAAGGAUAUUUAAGGAAAAUCUUUUGAAAUCAAAGGCUUAAAUAUAACAAAAUAUUUCAAUUAAUAAAUUAUUGAUGAAAAAAGUAAUCCUCCCUCAUUACAUUCAACUAGAAGGAAUUCUAAACUUAAUUUUAAAUUCAUUGUUGAUAUCUAAGAUUAUUCAGCAUAUAAUAAUGUUCUUUAUAUAGUGACCAAAAACUUAAUACUACAUUCAUUUGGAAAAUAAAUAGACACCUAAAUUCAAUUUUGUGGAAUAUCAUGUGGUCCAUUUCAUACCUUAGCUUGGGAAGAAAAUGGAAAUGUAUGGAGUUGGGGUGAAUUUUAAGAUGGAAAGUUAGGUUACAUGAGAUUUGAUAUAUAAGAAUAGAAAGAACCUAAAUUAAUCUAUGAUUUUAAAGCCAAGGCAAUCUAAUGUGUUUGUGGAGCCAAUUACAGUAUAGCACUUGAUGUAAAAGGUGAUGUAUAUACUUGGGGAAAAGGACCUUUUAAGAUGGAUUUAUCAAAGGCUACUAUGCCUAGUAAAAUAAUAAAGAAAAAAAGUCCAUUUAUCAAAGUGGCUGCAGGUCUUGAUCAUUUUGGAGCUUUAAAUAGUUCUGGUCAACUUUAUGUAUGGGGAAGCAAUAAAAAAGAUAGUAUUUUUAACUUCCCUGAAGAAGUUUAUUAACCAACUCCAUUAGAAAUCAAAUUAAAAAUUAUUGAUUUUGACAUGGGUCCUUAGAAUACUGGAUUAAUUAUUUAAGGAGAAAAUAAGAUUAAUUUGCCACUCCUUAAUUUUGAACACUUCAAAACUGAGUAAUAUAAGGUGAUUUCAGAAGAAGCUUCAUUAAUUUAAACAUAUGUGAAUAAAAAGAAUGCUAUAGAAUAUGAAAAGAAAAAAAGUGAAGCCACAUCCCCAAUUAUCUAAAGAUAGGAACCAUAAGAUUUAAAUAAAUUAAUUCGUAAAAAUAAAUCACUUAAAGGAAGUUAAUCAUCAAUAUUUCAUAGUUCUACUUCAAUAAAUUAGAAAUUAAAUAAUUAACUUAAAUUUCCUAUAUUAUUUGAUGGUGUUCAUGCAGAAGUGUAAAAAAUGGAAUAAGAAAGUUAAUUAUAUAUACCAAUUCAAUAUUCAAAUACUGAUAGAGUGGGUAAAGAUCCAUCAUAAGAAUUUAUUGAAUUAGAUGGUGUAAUUUAAACAGAUAAUGAUUAAUUAAAAUAUGAAUAUAUAUAAUUGGCUAGAGAAAAAGAUGAAGAAGGACUUUUAUUAUCGAUAUUGAAUUAAGUUGAGGAGAAGAAAUAAGAUUUACAUUUGAAAAUGCCAGAGAGAGUCUAAAUAAAUUAAUUUAGAAACAAAUUCAAGAUAAUUAAGCCUAUCUAUCAUGAUAAAUAUGAUUAAUUUGAUAAAAGCAUUAUAUAAACUACAAAAGAAUAGAUUUAGUUACUUCAUUAAGAAAGAGCUAAAAAAGUUUUAUAAAAAAAAAGAUAAAGAGAAUAGGAGUUUGAUAGAAUAAGUUAAAUUAGUUUAUAAUCAAUCAAGCCACUUUUAAAUAAAGAAUAAAUAUUAGAAUCGAUAAAAACCAAAGCAUAAGAAAAUUAAUAAAAAGCAAAAUUAGUUAAUCUUAAAAAAGAAGAAAUUUAAAUAGAAAGAGCUAAUUAUUUUACUUAAGUUGUAUAUGAAAAGUCAUAAGAAUUUAAGUAGAAAUAAAAAUAGUAAUUUAUAGAAAAACAAUAAAGAUAAAAUUUAUUUAAAGAAUUACUUACUUUUCUAAAUAUUUAAAAUUUUACAUAAAUUUGUUUGUAAAUUAGUCGUAAUGUUUUAGAUCAUAGAAAAAGUGAAUUUUUACAAAAUAUUUCUGCAAAGAAAAUUUAACAUUAUUUUAGAAAAAAAUACAUUCUAGUUAAAAUAAUGAAUUAAUUAAAUGCAACUGCCAGAAAAAUUCUAACAUCUUUCAUAGUUAGAUAUAAAAUUUAACUUAGAAUAAAAAGAAAAUAAUAAAGAAUCAGAAAACUUCAUAUAUUUUAACUUAGAAAUUAAAUUAGAUUAAAAGUAAUCAUAGGAUUGGCAAGUAUUAAUAAGGCUGCAAUAAUUACAUAAUAAUUUUGUUCUUGGUUUAAUAAUAGUAUUUCAAUCCAAUUGAGUGUACUUAAUUAUUAUUGGGAUGAACAUCUAUUAAAAUAAUUUAAAUGUGUUAAUCUUAAUUAAGAAAAGGAAGAGUUAAAGGCUUGUCAAUCUCAUUUUACUAAAUUUAUUUAAGAUGAAUUUUCAUAUUUAACUAAUUAAUUGUUAAAUUAAGAUUAAAUUUCAAAGUUAUUGUAUAAAUUUUUAUUAAAAUUAGAAAAUUCCCAAAACACAUUCUGCUUAAUGGUCGCAUGUUACGAGAUUAUAUAAGUAAACAAAUUGCCAUAAAAUAAGAAAACGAAAGAAAAUAAAAAAAAUAAUUUAAACCAUCAAAUUAGAUUUUAUAAAAUUAGGUUUUAUUACCUUAUACUAGAUAUAUUGAAAAAAUUUAAUUGCCUAAUUAAUAUAGGAUUAAAUUAAAUUUCUCAUAAAUUUAAUAACUAAAUCUUAUGGAAGAAUUGACUUUAUUGGAAUGUAAAAUAAAAAAAGAUGUUCUAUUUUCUCAUUUAUUAAAAGAAAGAAGAAAGUAUGUUUUACAAAUGUAAAAGGUAUUUUUAUACUUUAUAAUUAGUUCUUUUCUGAUUUAUUAGAAUUUAAAGAGAAGAAUAAGGCUCUAAUUGGAUCUGCAAGGAUUAAAACUUUUUCUAAAUUGACACCUUAAGAAAUUUAAUAUUUAAAAGAAUUAGAUUUAUAAGAGAAAUAAAUAUAUUUAUAAAAAUAAUAAAAUGCUAGAUAAAAAUGUAAAAUUAUAUUUAAUAUAGAAAAAACUUCAAAGUUUAUUCUAAAAUAUAAAUAAAGUUUAAUAUAGUAAAUUAAUUAACUGAAUGAAGAUCAAUUUCCUUAUCCAGGAUUAACUUUUAAAGUUGUAGAAUAAUUAAUGAGAUCUUCAAGACCUAUUUUUGAUAUUAAUUUAGAUGUGGAAUAAUGGAAUGAAUUAUUUUAGGAGUAUUUUAAUGAAUUUAGAGCAAGAUCAGAAAAAAUUAUUAGUUCAUCAAUAAGAUUAACUACUCUUAAAAUUAAAUAGGAAAGUCCUCAUAAAAAGAGAUCAUAAAUUACUUGA
Molecule: messenger RNA, 3607 nt
Organism: Paramecium pentaurelia
Lineage: Eukaryota; Ciliophora; Oligohymenophorea; Peniculida; Parameciidae
Source: the annotation of a GenBank genome assembly